UUUGACUUGGCCUAAAAUAAUAAAACGUUAGUUGCGUCUCGGGGCGCCUACACUGCACGCACCGUCGUCGUUGGAAGCAUAAGAGAGAUCAAAGCGACAAGACGAAGGAAGCGUUUAAUGAAAAGGAUUUGAUUUUUCUUUUUGACUGGGCGAGGAAGGAGAACGAGUUCGGGGGCGGUGGUGUUACACCAUUGUGUCGUUUCGUUCUUCCAAAUAAUUCCAAUAACAAAAGCAAUAAUUUUCCUUCGUUUUCUCUUUCCCUCAUUCUCUUCCUAAUCCCAAUCGAUCGCUUCCUAGCUAGGGUUUCCACCAAUGCCGCAGGAUUCCUCCGAGCAAGACCUCGACGAUCCUGACAUCGAGUUCGUCGAGGUUGAUCCUACCGGUCGCUAUGGUCGGUACAAGGAAGUUUUAGGAAAGGGGGCUUUCAAGAAAGUAUAUCGAGCGUUUGAUGAGUUGGAAGGAAUUGAAGUGGCUUGGAAUCAGGUUAAGGUGGCGGAUCUAUUGCGUAAGUCUGAAGAUUUGGAACGUCUCUAUUCAGAAGUUCAUUUGCUCAAGACUUUGAAGCAUAAGAAUAUAAUUAAAUUUUACAAUUCAUGGGUUGACACCAAAAAUGAGAACAUCAACUUCAUCACUGAAAUUUUUACCUCGGGAACAUUGCGCCAAUACCGGAAGAAACAUAAGCAUGUUGAUUUGAGAGCUUUGAAGAAAUGGUCUAGGCAGAUUUUGGAGGGCCUUUUAUAUCUUCACAGUCACAAUCCGCCGGUUAUUCAUCGAGACCUUAAGUGUGACAAUAUUUUUGUCAAUGGGAAUCAAGGGGAGGUGAAAAUCGGUGAUCUAGGAUUGGCAGCUAUCCUUCAACAGGCCAAUUCAGCUCAUAGUGUCAUAGGUACCCCAGAGUUCAUGGCCCCUGAACUUUAUGAAGAGGAAUACAAUGAGCUUGUUGACAUCUAUGCUUUUGGCAUGUGCUUGCUUGAGCUGGUAACCGUUGAGUACCCGUAUGUUGAAUGUGCCAAUGCUGCUCAAAUAUACAAGAAAGUGACAUCUGGAAUAAAGCCAGCAUCAUUGGCAAAAGUGACAAAUCUUGACGUUAGAGCAUUUAUAGAAAAGUGUAUCGCUCAUGUAUCUGAACGUUUGUCUGCAAAGGAUCUCUUGAUGGAUCCCUUUCUUCAGUCAGAUCAUGAUAGUGAAAGUGUAGGCCGAUCUAUAAGAUCUCAAACCCUUCAUUCAGGAAAUAGUUAUCAUAAUCAAGCAAUUGGACAAAAUGCUGAGGAUAAUUCUGCUGAGACAUGUAGGGAAUUCACAGUGGAAGGUCAGAGGAGAGAUAUUAAUACAAUAUUUUUAAAACUGCGAAUCGCAGAUUCCACAGGUCACAUUCGCAAUAUCCACUUUCCUUUUGAUAUUGGAGCAGACACUGCAAUCUCUGUUGCUAGUGAAAUGGUUGAAGAGUUGGAACUCACUGAUCAAGAUGUUACAGCUAUUGCUAAGAUGAUUGACUCAGAAAUUCAAUAUCACAUUCCUAGUUGGAAUCCAAAUGAAACUCCUGUUGACAGUUUUGGUCAAGAUUCAGGCUGUACUUCUGAAACUAGGCCCGAGGCCCCUCCUGUACCAAAUGAUUCAAUUACUUCUAGUGGCAAUCUUGCAUUGGAAGUAUUACCUUCAGGUCGUAAGUACUGGUCAGACUCACCAAAGGGAGUUGGUGGAAACUCUCCAUCUAGGCCUGGCCCUUCAAAUUUGUCUUUUGAAGUGGAUGCGAAUGCUGAGGAAGGAAACUUGACAGAAAAUGGUGCUAUUUCAGCUGAGCUGGAUCCUCAUGAUCAGAUCUGUGCUGGUGAUUGUAGUGAUGAAAAGGAAUGUGAUGGGACUGUUGAUUCCCCUUGCAGUGAGAAAAGUAUUACGUCGGAAUAUUUAGGAGCAACUCAUGAAAAAUCUUCUCGGGAAGAAAUAUCUGGAAGUUUGAAAGAUUCUGAAAUCAAAUGCAUCAGUCAAAUAGCAUCAAAACUGGAGGGUUUGUUGGUUAAACAACGAGAGGAGUUAGAUGAACUAAAGAGGAAGCACAAAUUAGCUGUCUCGGAUAUUUUGAAGGAACUUCCCCCAGAAAUGUGCCAGAAGGUCCUAAGUAUAUGCAACCUUCUGAUGCCUGAAGGUGAAAUGUAGGGCCAGGGCCCCUUAUUCAUCCUGGGCGCUUCCUCAUAUAGAAAGAUCAUCUUUAGGAGUGAAAUUCUGAAGUUGAAAUAUCCUUGCAUGUUUAUGGAACUUGCAUGCUGCUAAUAUUUUGGGUUCUUAGAGAGGGUGAUUUUUUAAUGGCACAACUGAUCUUGGUAUAUGAUGUCAAGAGGAAAUGCGGUCAUAACUAAAGGAAUCUGACUAUCUUUUCUGGAAGAGAUUUCGUGGAGGGAAAGGCUUAACAUCCUCUUUGGCUUGAAGCACGGGGUUGAAGUGAGAAAUAAUUAUCUUUGAUAGGUCAUAAGAGUGGGGUCAUAUCGAUUUCAUUUCCCAAGAACAUCUGUAAAUAGUAUGAUAAAAUUCAUUAAACUACAGAAAAUGUAUACUUGUACAUAUGAUCGCCGGCUGUCAGUUUAAAUUAUACAAGGGCUUCCCAACUAGUUUUUUUGGGUUUUGUGGUCACCUACUGGAAACUUGGAAUUAGACCUCUUGGAUUAUUUUUAUUAUCUUGGCAAACUAUUCUUAUAAUUUGGUAUUACCGACAUGUGUUCGGGCUAUUAUUUGUAAAUACUCUGAUAAUUUUGGUAGUUCUCUGUAGGCUUUUUUGUAUAAAUAAUUUUUUUUU
Molecule: messenger RNA, 2788 nt
Organism: Abrus precatorius (Indian licorice)
Lineage: Eukaryota; Viridiplantae; Streptophyta; Magnoliopsida; Fabales; Fabaceae
Product: probable serine/threonine-protein kinase WNK3
Exons: 8
Coding region: 313-2154 (613 amino acids)
Biological process (GO): intracellular signal transduction; protein phosphorylation
Cellular component (GO): cytoplasm
Molecular function (GO): ATP binding; protein serine/threonine kinase activity
Source: RefSeq, a predicted model, not a curated record